AUGGCCGACAAGAACCAUCCCAACAUUGUGCGACUGCUUGGGUUUGCGGUGGGAGGGGACGUCAGGUCUCAGAUAGAGCAAGUCCUCAUCUACGAGUUUGUGCCCAAUGCUGGGGAGACCAAGCACAUCGUGGUGUGGGUAUCCGAGUGCCUGUCAUCGGGUGGUUUAGAAAGCCUCAAGCACCCCACCAUGGACGCCCCUGGGGAUGUUGUGCAGCGCUUGGCUGAGCUGGCAGUGAGCUGCACCGUGGAGCGCACUGCAAGCCGCCCAAGCAUGGCGCACAUUGCCACCCAGCUGCAGGCUGACAGGGAGGAGGUGUUGGGGAAAGAGGAAUCUGGCGCUGCCAUCAAGGUGGAUGCGCAGGUCCAGGAGAUGAAGGAUGCUGUUGCGGUCCUCAACUGGAGAAAGAGAAGGCCUGUGGGUGGAAGGAGUGGAAUCAGUCCUGACAGUGGGGGGGACGGGGGAGAGAGUGAGGAAAGGGGAAGGGGGAAGCGAGGGGAGGUGGGGGAGGAGGGGGUGAAGAGGGAUAGCAGGGAGUGGAAUGGCUUGCACUGUGGGUGGGUGGAGGAGGAGGAGGAAGAGGAGGAGGAGGAGGAGGAGGAGGAGGAGGAAGAGGAGGAGGAGGAGGAGGAGGAGGAGGAGGAGGAGGAGGAGGAGGAGGAGGACGAGGAGCUAGGCAAAAGGAAGGGGGCAGGGAGUGCAGCUAGGAAUGGGGGCCUCAGCGCCACCGCCGCCACCUCGGCGGCUGCCAUAGCGGGUCCGAAUAUGGCUGCCUACGUCCCUGCGCGCGCCGACGCUGUUCCCCCCGCCUGUUCUGGCUCCCAGAGCUGCCCCCCCUUCCGACUCCGGCUCUCAAAGAUGCCCCCUUUUGUGGCGGAGACGAGCGCCGGAGAGAAUCCCACCGUGUUGACUGCGCCUGGCUGCGACCCACCUCCAAGAUGGGCCACAGCGAGGGAGAUGUUGAGGGCCGCCGAGGCGAAGGGCUACAGCACUCGCCGGGCAGCCGUGGGGCCUACCCGCAGCAGCCACUCACGGGUCGUAUCGUACUGGAUUGGACAACACUUCCUUGACACCGCGUUCAACUCAACGUCGCCCACCUCAUCAGCACCACAGGUGUUUGUUCGCCAGGGGGAUGCCAUGCCGUGGGCUGGGCCCCCUCUCCUGUUCGCUGCCGCCAUCCACCCCGCGCUCAAAGCAGUGGCCGCCUCCCACCCUACUGUCGUCAUCCUGGCUGGCACUCAGGCGGGAGGCGGCGAGCCACUGCUUUGA
Molecule: messenger RNA, 1269 nt
Organism: Closterium sp. Naga37s-1
Lineage: Eukaryota; Viridiplantae; Streptophyta; Zygnematophyceae; Desmidiales; Closteriaceae
Source: the annotation of a GenBank genome assembly